AUGCUGAAAUUCCAGGUGCACUCUCCGGGCAAAGUGAUACUGCAUGGCGAGCACGCCGUUGUCUACCAGAAGCCAGCGUUGGCCGCCGUGGUCGGUCUGGGCACCAAGCUGCAGCUGCGCAGUCAAGCGGGCAGCCAGGUGGCCAGUUUUCAGCUGGAGGCACUCAACUGCACCGUAGAAAUCGAGCUGAAUGAGUUCAAUGCAUUUGUGGCCAAUUUUCGGAACAAAUAUCCAAGCGAUAAGCUCGAGAGCACCGCCAAGCUAAUGGAAGAAGUGCGAGCCGAGGUGGCCAAGCAGCUGGAACGCACCAUGGGCACCACACCCAAACAGCACACACAGCGCGCUUUUCUGUCGAUUUAUUAUCUGCUCGCUGGCGCUGUGCUGUCGGCACCCGGUGAUCAGCGCACGUUGCAAACUGGUUUCCAGGUGCAAGUGGAGACGGAACUAAAUGUGGGCGCUGGCCUGGGCAGUUCGGCGUCAUAUGGAGCUGCACUGGCUGCCGCCUUUCUUAUCCUGGCCGGUCAUUUUGAUGAGAACAGCUAUUUGCAGGAGGAGAACUUGGCUCUGAUCUCGCAUUGGGCUUAUGAAUCGGAGCGAGUCAAUCAUGGCACCCCAUCUGGCGUGGAUAACACCGUUUGCACCUAUGGCGGCAUAUUGCGGUUCGUCAAGGGACAGGGUUUCCAGGCGCUGUGCAUACAGAAACCGCUGAGCAUUCUGCUGGUGGAUAGCCGGAUCAGUCGCAGCACGGCGGACAUUGUGGCCAAGGUGCGUCACCUCGGCGAGGAGUUUCCGCAGUUGAUCGAGGCCAUUUGGCAGGCGUGCGAGCAACUGGUCAACGCCGCUGUGCCGCUCUACGAGAGCUUCGGCAAUGCCCAAGAUGAUAGCCAAAAGUUUGAAAAACUCGAGCGUCUCUUUCAGAUCAACAACGAUCUGCUGAAGGCCAUUGGCGUCUCACAUCCCAAACUGGAGCAGAUCUUUACAAUUGCGUUUAAGCGCGGGUUUUUCUCCAAACUGACGGGAGCCGGUGCUGGUGGCUAUGCGAUUGUCUUACUGCCCGAAAACUACGAAUGCAAUGAGGUCUACUGGAAGCUCAAGGAGGAGCUGGAGGCAGCCGGUUUCGGUGUUCAUGUCACGACAGCCGGUGGCGUUGGUUUGCGUGUGAGCAGCUUGGACAAUUAAUGGGACACUUGUCUGUCUGCC
This is a messenger RNA of Drosophila grimshawi, 1200 nucleotides long. RefSeq names its product mevalonate kinase. Gene Ontology annotation, cellular component: cytoplasm. Gene Ontology annotation, molecular function: ATP binding; mevalonate kinase activity. Lineage: Eukaryota; Metazoa; Arthropoda; Insecta; Diptera; Drosophilidae. The transcript has a single exon. Gene Ontology annotation, biological process: cholesterol biosynthetic process; isoprenoid biosynthetic process. Bases 1 to 1179 code for a protein of 392 amino acids. The record is from RefSeq and is a predicted model, not a curated record.